CCCCCUUCUUUACCGCCCACUUUGGUUGAAGCCAAAACAGAACAUCAUGGCGAUUGAUGGUGGCGAGCGUAACUGUGGAGUACAUGAGCUGAUCUGCGUCAGAAAAGUCUCUCCAGAGGUGCUGGGGUUUCUGACAGCCAUCGGACUCUUCAUCAUCCUCAUGACUUUCCUCUUUUGGUACCUCAACAAUAAGUUGGCACUAGAGAACCCAGGGAGCCUUCAGUGCCUUGAUGAAUUCAGGAAAACCACUGAGCUGCAAGAUAAGGUCUACUCCGACGCUGACUUGCAGGCUUCAUCGUCGGACAGCGAGGAUGAACUGAUGGGUCAGUAUCAGGAAGCGGUCAGCCGCUCCCAGGGCCUCAGAGGAGGAGCCAAGGUGUCCUCUAAUGCCAAGCACACUGGAGGUUUCAGCUGGGAGAGCCGGCAGAAGUACAGCCCGCUUACUGCUGAUUAUGAUGGCUACAGCAGUGAAGCCUCAGCUGAUGAUGUCAACUGCAUCCAGAGGAUGAGACGGACGCCGCCACUGGAUGAGCUUCAGCCACCGCCCUAUCAGGAUGAGAAUGGCUCUCCGAGGAUGUCCUGCACCCUGUCAGAUCUGGGUGAUGCCAAGUGUGAUCUGUCCCACACCAGCGGUAGCCCCCACCUCUCUUUUGGCAAGUGUCCCAGUGAGGGCAGCGACGGCCCUGAGACUGAGAGUUACCUCAACAAGGGCUAUGAGGAGGACGUGCCCAGUGACAGUACAGCUGUCCUCAGCCCGGAGGAUAUGUCAGCCCGUGGAUCAGCAGCCCAGCUACCGAAAGGUUAUGAACCAGAUCCUGUUGCAAAAUACGGGACCCUCGACAUCGUGUUUGACUACGACUCAGAGGAGCAGCAGCUGUCUGUGACCAUCAUGGCAGUAACUGACCUUCCAAGCUACAAGCGCACCGGUAACAUCUCCUGGCAGGUUCAUCUGGUGCUUCUGCCCACCAAGAAACAGAGGGCGAAGACGGGGAUCCAGAGAGGCCCGUGCCCCAUCUUCACGGAGACCUUCCGCUUCAGCCAUGUGGAGUCAGAGAUGAUCAGCAAUUAUGCUAUCAGAUUUCGCCUUUACAGCAUGCGACGAAUGAAGAAGGAGAAGGUGCUCGGGGAAAAGGUGUUCUACCUCACCAAGCUCAACCUUCAGGGAAAAAUGUCGGUGCCGGUCACAUUAGACCCAUGCUGUGCACUCCCGGGUGGCGAAUCCCAGGUCAGCCUCUCAGAUAUGACAUGCAGUGAAAGCGCCUCGUCAUUCCAGUCAGCCAGUCAGGCUUCCACACCGGAGAUCCUCGUGGGCCUGGUUUACAACGCCACAACAGGACGUCUCUCUGUGGAAGUCAUCAAAGGCAUCCACUUCAAAAACCUGGCUGCUAACAAACCACCCAAUGGACUGUUCUGUUGUCUAAAACACUUGAUAGGUGGACAGGUUUAUAUUAUCAGAGAUACAUAUGUUAAGCUGACCUUACUUAACUCCAUGGGCCAUGAGAUGUCCAAGUGUAAGACCUCCAUCUGUCGAGGUCAGCCCAACCCAACCUACAAAGAGACGUUUGUCUUCCAGGUAGCUCUUUUCCAGCUAUCGGACGUCACGCUCAUCCUAUCCGUCUACAACAAGCGCAGCAUGAAGCGCAAGGAGAUGAUUGGUUGGAUUUCGCUGGGCCUCAACAGCUCUGGAGAGGAGGAGCUCACCCACUGGACUCAGAUGAAAGAGUCUAAAGGACAGCAGGUUUGCCGCUGGCACAGCUUGCUGGAGUCUUAAUGGCACAGCAAGAUAGCGUGCGGGCAUAGCUACACGGCGCCGCCGUCGUCGUUGUCCCAGAUGGGCAGGAAAUGGAAAUGUUCAACUGGGAAGCGGGAGUGCGAUGCCGUCCAAUGAACCAGCGUCAGUGGUGAUGAAGAGACGGGAACACAACCACAUGCAUCUGCACUCAGUUUCUCAGCUCGGCAUGGCAUAAGCGAUUUCAUGGCUCUGUUUGACUAAACAGUCACUGCCAUGAAUUAGUUUUAUGAUGAGACAUGCUAUUUUCCAUAUACUGCCGUGUAAUGACCUUUAAGUUUUUGUAGAUGGCAUCUUUUUGUCUGCUGAGCCGGUUUAGCUGGGGCCUGCUCCAAGAGGAAAGUUUUAGACAAGAUCAUUGAGCAAAUUACACCUGGUAGCCAUGUGUACCCACACCUCCAGCCGCAUAAAUAGAAGUAGGAGUUUCUAAAGAAGGUUUUAAUUUUUGUAAAUAUUUUUUUAACAAAUAUUUUCCAGACCACCUCCUAGCAGAUCCUUACCUCAAAAUUUAGCUAGAGAUAACUUCUUACCUGGAAAUGUCAAACGAGGCUGGACAUUACCCUUGUGUCAUCCCCAUCGACUUCAAAAGCACAAGAAGUUUGGCAGUUUUUAAAAUGGCAGUUCUACAAUGGUGUAAAAUAGGGACUGUAAAAGAAUUAAAAAGGAAAAAAGCUUCUGAACUGCAAGACCCACCUGAAAGUUCCUGUACUUCUUUAAAAUACUACAAGCAAUCUGAAGUGCUUCAGUCAAAGGCAGCUGGACUCCUUUUAGGUUUUUGAAGACAUCGUCACCUCUCACCUGAAAGGGUUAUUUGCACCUAAAGAAGAAGAGACACUGUAAAAUACAAAUGUUCAGAUUUUGGAUUGACACCUCUACUCACGUAAGCGUAACUCAUGAUCUUAGGUGGCACACUAGACAGGACUCCGAAUCAGUCUUUAGAACUGAAAAAAAUCUUCUGAAUGAAAAGUAAAACCUCUUCAGGAACCUAAAGCAAGUGCAGCUGCCUUCAGUUCAAGCACUUUAGAUUACCAUAACUUAGACGACUGAGAACCCAUUCAGUCAUAAAUAGUAAAAAGGGACUUAUGGGGGAGGUAAAACUAGUCACCAUGGAAUUUCCAUAAAAUCCUAGUUCUUACACUGGGAAUGAGGUUCAUGUACCUCAAGGUGCAAGCCUUAGCUUGUUUAGUAUAUUACAAAGAGUGACAAUCCAAACAGCAACAGCAAAACAUUUAACUCAGUCAGAAUGCAUUAAUGGUAAAUCAAAAAAGAUAAAGCAAUUAGAAGAGAUAAGAGCCAUGGAUAAGGACCUGUAAACAAAGAAGCAAAAGGCCGGUCUAACAGCAAACAGGAACUUCCAAAGCUAAAAGAAGAAAAGAGACACCAGUGUGUAAGCGCAAAAACCAUUUGAGGUUGGUUCCAAACGUGAGUCAGUCCCCAUAGACUCCCACUUUAAAAUGCCCAAUGUAAAGCAUUAAAAUCAUUAAAAUGUUUAUAGUCUGUUUAUGGUCCAUCAGCUAAGCCCAUUCUCUACUAAUUGGAGUCACUGAACUGGAUCUCUCCACUGUGUUUAUGCUGUUUGGAGCACCUUUAAUAGAAUUGUCUAACACAUAAAAUAGCUUGCUGUGUGGUACAAACCAUCCAAGAAAUCUCUCACCCCACCCUUUUGUCUACAUAUCAUUAAUUCUGGGUCCAAAAACCUAGUAUAGCAAAAAUACUGAGUCCAAACCAAUGAACGCCUUUAUGGUGUCCAUCUUUUACAUAGUCCAUAGUACUGACAUAAAGCUAUGGACCUUUUCAGGAUUUAGGGUGGCAUGACUGUAAGCAUUAGUUAAAAGAACUGCUAAAAGGAUCUGAGCAGAAUUUACUCAGCUGGUUAGUUGAAUUUCUUCAGAUGUCUGAUGUGUGAGUCGGAGGUGUGGAUACACAAAUCUACCAUUACUGGUCAUGCUAACUGCACUGACUCUCUUUCUCUUUGGACCAAAAAAAAUCCUAAUGGCAUUUCAACUCCUACAGUUCACCUUCCCUCUGUCUUCAGGCUUUAGAAGAUCUGGACUGUGACUGGAGACUUUGCACUGGCAGGUCUUUUUAUCAGAUGUGACCAGCUGAUUAGUAAUGAUCAUGUCUUAAAUCAGAAAUGAUAUUUUAGUGGAUGUUUAGAACAGAGAAGGGAGCACUAGAGGAAGAGGACUUUUCAUUUUCUUAUUUUGUUUGUUCACCUUUUUUCUGACUGCAGCUUUAAUCACUAUCACAUCAUUUUAGAAACAUGCAUGCCACAUGCUCCGUCCAUAAAUGGGAAAAUUAUAAAGUGAAUAUAGGGACUUUUUAAAUUUUAAAUGUCCUUUACCAAAGUUUAUUUCAUCACGCUGCAUUGUAACCAGUGUAGUUUCAUUCAGGGUGGUGGGAGGUUAUAAGGCAGUCAUAAGAAAAAGAAAGUCAAUUCUAAGGUUUUUUUAUGUAUCAGGAAAAAAUGUUAAAAAUAAUCUAGGACUUAGCUGGUUUUAAAAUUGCUCAAGUGCAUCGUCAGAUGAACAGUUUUUAGUACGCCCCUCUGUUAAGGACCACAUUUAUUUUGUCCUGAUAAGUAAAACCCUAGAAUUGAUACUUUCUUUUUCAUGGCUGUAGAUUGAGUGAGAAUUAUUACACUUUAAUGAAUUCCUCUCUGCUGACACUACUGAGUUACAAGCAUAGUUUUUUUUUAACUCAAGUUUAAGUAGAAUAAAUAAAUGUGAAGAAUAAUAGAAGAUGUCAGACACGCCCUGACAUCACUGACAGCCGAAGUGCCAGGGUUUGUGUCGAGAUGACAUUCAAUAGUGAUCGUGGAGAAGAAAUGAGUGUUUCAGAUUGUCGAAUAUUUAUAGAAAACACCAGUUGGAGGACACGUUGACUGACUGGGAUAUGCUAUAUGUAGGUUAGUUAGAUGGUUUUGUGAACAUGACUUUUCAUUCGAAGGUUACACGCAGUGUCACGAUUCUUUAAAGAAAUUUCCGACACCUUUUUGAAUAUAAACGGCUCAUUAAAUCACAGCUAACAGGUGAGACUAAAACCUACUUGUUACCUUUUUCUAACCUGCUCUGGUGCUAUAAGAGACCUGUGGGUGUCCACACAGAAGCCCUUGCCUUAUGGUUUUUAGUCAGUUCAUCAACUUCUUAAAGAGUUCAAAACACAGACACACCCUGAGAGCACACAGACCUGCAUCCACACUUACAGAAAGCACACACAGUGCAGCAGCACUCAGCCUCGCUGGAGGGAAUUCAAACUUUUGAGGCGAUUUCAUUACAGCAGCGAGCACCGACAACCCUGCAGACUGUCUACGGGCUUUUUAGCUGCAGCCGCUUUAUCUCUGCGUUUCAUAUACAGAUAAAAAAAUAUAUAUAUACUCUUUACUGUGCCUGUGGUUGUGGUGAAAGGUAGCUUUGUGCAGUGUUUACCAAGUGUGUGUGUGUGUGUGUGUGUGUGUGUUGACUGGAGAAGGUACAGUAAAGGGGUCGUGGGGGGGCUGUGAUAUAGGUAGAGUUGUUGCAUUUUGUUGUUGGGUGUAACCGUUUCUGAUUUUAAUUACUGGUUAUUAGAAGAAAACAAGCCAAGUCCUGAUUGUCUGACAUAUGCUUUAUAUUAGUAACUGUUUUAUCUAUUUUUGUAUCAGCAGCCGGGAGAAGAAAAUGUGUCAAGCCAGUUAUUAGUGAAUCAAAUAUUAACCGACUCCGUGAGCAAUACUGUUCUGGAUUGCUACUCUUUAUGAUUCAGUUUGUUUACGGGGGGGAAAGCAACACACGUCUUAUAGCUCAGGUCUUAUUUACGUUCCCUUUUCUAAAACCAGAGAGGGGUGUGAUGGAGACCGGCUGAGUUCAUCUCAAAGCAAUCUGUCAAGACUUCUCAGCUUUGAUGCUUUCUAACAGCUUGAAACAGAAGCACAGCCUUUACAGCACAACAGUCAAACACACAAUGUGAAAGACCAAAGCUCAUUUGGAAGUGUAGAGAUGCACCUGUAAUCUGAAUCCAAAAGGUUUUUAUUUUAUGGGAUCAGCCUGGAGCCUUUGAGUGAAUUUGUAUAGUGUGAUAUUUGAUUACCUGUGGGGGGGAGAAAAAGGGGGUGUGUGGAAUUCAGCAGAAGACGUGCAGGGAUAUAUUAAAGUGGGAUCACAGGCCCCAUAGUUAAUAAUAUUACAAUAUUAUUAUCAGUAAAGUAACAGAUGAAAAAUAUUAACACUGCUGGGAAAAAAAAAUCCUCUUCUCUGAAAAUAUAAUUAUGCUGGAGAGAACUAGUACCUGAAAACCAGCUGGAAAUGUUAUCCGUAACACUUGAUCCAUGAUUCAUGUUCCCUCCAAAUACGGAAGCAAAAGAAGGCCAAAACAUUUAACUUAUAGAUACUGUUACGUUUAUAGAUUUGAAAAAAUGAAAAUGCUUUCACGUUGUAAUACUUCAGAAAUGUUGUUAAAGUGUUUUUAGAGUUUGCAAAAACCAGAAAGCAAUACUAUGACAAAAGGAAAAAAAUCAUACAAUCUGGACUGCCUUUAGCUCUGAUGACAGCAUUCAACGUGGGAUCAUUUUGAUAAAUUUAUCCAGCAUUUUUUUUCCAUCUAGCACUGAAUUAAUUUCUCACUAUUAUCUUGUUUGACGAUGGGAGAGGCAGAAAUCCCAAAUAUUCUCAGUGGCCUUAAGAUCUGGACUCUGUUGUGGUCGAUAUGUAUGUGAAAACCAAGUCACAAGUUUUCUCCCUGAGCCCCUCUUUCACAAUCUGAGCCCAAUGAUGCCUGCCAUGGUCAUCUUUGAAUAUGCCCGUGACAUCAGGGGAGAAAAACAUCCAUUGAUGGAAAAACCUGGUCAUUCACUAUGUUAAAGCUGUCAGUAUAUCAGCAUAUAUAUGUAUCAGUAUAUUCAGGAAGUCAGCUAACCUCAUUUUUUUUAAAUGUACAAUUCGCUGAACCUAAACCUGACCAACUGAGGCAAACCCAGUCACAGCACUGCCCACACAGGCUUGCCCAGCAGGUACGAGGCAUGAUGGGCGCAUGACUUCAUCCACCCCUCGUUAGUUAGCCAUAACUCUGGAGCAAGGUAAAUCUGGACUUGACCACAUGACCUUUUACCAUUGCCCCAGAGUCCAGUCCUUAUGAUCCCAGCAACGUACAGCCGAUUUUUCUGAUUAGCCACACAGAUAAGUGGUUUUCUUAAGACUACACAGCUGUGUAGUUCUCUUAAUUUCAUAUCUAUGAUGACUGUGGUUGAUUCUGAUUUCACCAAGUUUUUAAGUGAUUGUGAUCACGAUCAGUCAAGUUUUUUUUUCUGACCACUAUCUUUCCAGAUUUCAAUAAUGUGUUGUACAUUUCUUAACCCGGCUUUAGUACUUUCAGCUUCUCCAAAGUUGUUUUCCUUGCUUGAUGGAGGCCAAUAAUUUGACCCCUCUGCAAUAGAGCAGUGCAUUUUUUGGGGGGGGGGGGCUGGGGGGGGUUUAGGAAAGAGAAACUACUAAUUUCAUCAACUGAAACAAACACUUUUGUCCUCAAGCAGCUGCUCGAGGACCCGAGGGCCAACUGGUUCAUCUGCUGCCAGCAUGUGAGACCAUGAAGUGCUUUAGAAACAAGUGAAAAUACUUGAAAGUCAAUUUAAAAUGCAGAAUUUAAAGUUUUAGGUUAGUUCAGGGUCGUUUGAAGAAGUUUAGAUGUACAACAGCAAACUUUUGACACAUGAAUUUUCUGUUUAAUGUAGUCUGUUUACAAAAGCAGAAGUAAAAUUUCCAAUCAGGGAAUUAAAAACAGAUCUCUGUACGUUUAAAUUCAGUGCAGUGUACAUAUUUAAACUCUGCUGGUCUUCUUUUGCUUCCGUACCAAACGACAGAAACCUGUUUAACAUCCCUUUGACGAGCUCUGAAUGUGUUAAUCUUUCACAGGCUGUGUUCCACUAAUUACGUGGUCGGACUUGUACGUUUACGCUUUGCUGCAUCGUUUCUUACGCUUUCAUUUAAUUUACAAGUUUUUAAGAAUUUUCUGGUUUUUAAGGCUGGCUUUAAUUUGUGAUUUUUUUUUUUUUUUUUUUUAGAAACUACCUAUGCCACAGAUGGCAUCGGUGCCUUACUGUUUUUCACUCAGCAACCUUGUGUCACAGUGUCUUAACGUACCUGUAAAUGUAUUUUUCUCCUGUACUUUGGACUGACUUUGAUUUGUAAACUGUCUUAUUAAUUGACUUCUGAUAGAGAAUUUCUAUGUGAUGAUAUUGUUUAAAAAAGAAAAAAAAAAACAAAGAAACAUCAUCAUGUAAGAGUUUUUUUUUUUAUUGAAUUGUGUGUUGCAUUUGAAUCAAUGUCCUAAAAUUUGCCUUAAAUUGCAUUUCCACAAAAUAA
Pelmatolapia mariae (spotted tilapia) is the source of this 8124-nucleotide messenger RNA. It is a transcript of the gene syt14a, whose product is annotated as synaptotagmin XIVa. The transcript is spliced from 9 exons. Lineage: Eukaryota; Metazoa; Chordata; Actinopteri; Cichliformes; Cichlidae. Bases 47 to 1771 code for a protein of 574 amino acids. Gene Ontology annotation, molecular function: phospholipid binding. The record is from RefSeq and is a predicted model, not a curated record.